This is a messenger RNA of Acanthosepion pharaonis, 1005 nucleotides long. NCBI's taxonomy places the organism in Eukaryota, Metazoa, Mollusca, Cephalopoda, Sepiida, Sepiidae. The record is from the annotation of a GenBank genome assembly.
AUGGUGCGGAUAUACGGCAAAGACAUAUCAGAGACGCUACUUGGUUUUAGUGAGAAAAAGAAAGAAGCGUUUUACGUUUUUCUUUCGCUCUUUCUUUCUUGCUUCUUUCUUUCUUCGUUUUUCUAUUUCUUUUUUUCUGUCUUCUUUUCUCCCUUUCUUUAUUUAUUUCUCUCUCUCUCUCUCUCUCUCUCUCUCUCUCUCUCUCUCUCUCUCUCAGACGUUAAGCGCCUAAUAACGUUAUCGCUUUCUUUCUCUUUCUUUCUUUCUUUUUUUCUUUCUUUCUUUCGUUUCUCUGUUUUCCUCCUUUCUUUAAAAUUACAUUUCAAUGAUAAUGUUAUCGCUUCUUCUGUCUUCCCUUCCUUUCUUUUUCUUGCUUUGUUUCUUUCUUUUCGAUUAUCAUCCUUUCCAUUCUUUUCUCUAUUUCUUCUCUCAAUCUCCUUUUUCUUUCUUUCUUUCUUUCUUUCUUUCUUUCUUUUCUAUUUUCCUCCUUUCUUUCCUCCUAACUUUCAUUUCAAUGAAGCAAAUAUUAAGAAUGUGAUAAUGUUAUCCUUUCUUCUAAAGCAGACGUUAAGUAAUAAACUUAUUGUCUUUCCUAUCUUCCUUUUCUUUCUUCUUUCUUUCUUUCUUUCUUUCUUUCUUUCUUUUCUGCCUUUUUCUUUGCUUCUGCGGCACCAUAGUUUGAAUAUUAAUUUUUUGCAACAUUCUCUUCCAAAGCGAAGACGUUCUAUGACCGAAACUUAUCUAUCUAUCUAUCUAUCUAUCUAUCUAUCUAAAGCUUAUUACUUAUUAAUAUCUAUCUAUCUAUCUAUCUAUCUAUCUAUCUAUCUAAGCUUAUUCAUACCUAUCUAUCUACCUAAGCUUAUCUAUCUAUCUAUCUAUCUAUCUAUCUAUCUAUCUAUCUAUCUGGCAGUUCUUAUUAAUAUCUAUCUAUCUAUCUAUCUAUCUAUCUAUCUAUCUAAGCACAAAUAUCUAUCUAAGCUUAUUCAUACCUAUCUAUCUACCUAA